Messenger RNA from Pangasianodon hypophthalmus (striped catfish), 9393 nucleotides. It is a transcript of the gene immp2l, whose product is annotated as inner mitochondrial membrane peptidase subunit 2. The record is from RefSeq and is a predicted model, not a curated record. The transcript is spliced from 4 exons. Gene Ontology annotation, molecular function: serine-type endopeptidase activity. Gene Ontology annotation, biological process: mitochondrial respiratory chain complex assembly. NCBI's taxonomy places the organism in Eukaryota, Metazoa, Chordata, Actinopteri, Siluriformes, Pangasiidae. Gene Ontology annotation, cellular component: membrane; mitochondrial inner membrane peptidase complex. Bases 112 to 513 code for a protein of 133 amino acids.
GUACGGCUUUGUGUAUGGGAUUAAACUUGUCGUACAUUAGGACCGCGCGGACAAGUACGUCGAGGGGCCGUGACGUAGCACCGGAGCUGCACGCGGAUCACAGUGUAGGACAUGGCUCAGACGGCGGGACUUGGACGGAAAUAUUUGAAAGCAUUUGUGAGCGGAUUCUUUGUAGCCGUUCCUGUCACAGUGACGGUGUUGGACCGGCUCGCUUACGUGGCGCGGGUGGAAGGUGCAUCCAUGCAGCCCUCGCUGAACCCUGAGGGAGCCUUGUCGUCUGACGUCGUGCUUCUGAACCGCUGGAGUGUGAGGAACUAUGAGGUGCGGCGUGGGGAUAUCGUAUCAGUCGUCCCUCUCUUUAGAACUUCGUCUGAUCCUAUCAGACAUAUCUCAUCCCUCUGCUCUUCCAAGUGUGUCUUUAAGCCCCAAGAUCGUGAUGAACAGUGCAGGCAGUCCGAGCACCAGACGGAGUCAGAAGAAAGGCUUUGGUGGAAUCAGAGUGCAGCUGCUUGAUUGAAGACCUGCUUCCUUCCUACUUUUCUCAGAACAGCUUGUUGAAUACAUCCCUCAAUCAUGCUAGCAUGGAUAGCAAGUAGGAGUGUAACGAUAGACUCCGGACAUUAUUCGAUUCGAUUCAAUUCCCAGAAUAUUUUGAACAAAAUUUGAAUGAAGAGAAAUUACUGACUGAAAAGACUGAAUCAUAAACAAUCCAAAACAAUGUGCAAUUUUGUCUGUAUAAAACUAAACAAAUCUAUAAAUAAAUACAUAAGAAUAAAUACAUCUAUAAAUUCUCGCAAAAAUUUAUAUUCAAUAAACAAACUGUCUGAACUGGGCAGUUUGUGACCUGAAAAUGAUUGACUGAAACAUAAUGAGCUUUGCAGAAGAAAAAAAGCUCUAAAGUCGGCUAAAACUGCCAGAUUUCCACAGCCUCUGGUGUUGUUAAAAAGCUAAUAAAGAGCUCUUUUUAACCUUUAUAACAUGGUUGCAUAACCAUAUAAAGUAUAAUGUGUGUUGGUCAUUGCAAUCCGGAGCUAUCGGGCUAUCAGACUUCACAAGUGCAGAUAUCACAAAGCUCCCCACGAAAGAACAUGAUCAUGUGACCAGUGUGUGCUCUCUAUAUUUUAACUCUAUGGGUUGUGCAGAUUGGGACCACUGCAUGUUUGCCUUGCACUUCCAGGGUUGGGGGUUCGAUUCCUGCCUCCGCACUGUGUGCAUGGAGUUUGCAUGUUCUCCCCAUACUUCGGGGGUUUCCUCCAGGUACUCUAGUUUCCUCCCUCAGUCCAGAGACAUGUAUUGAAGGCCAAUUGGCAUUUCCAAAUUGUCCGUAGGGUGUGUGAAUGUGUGUGUGAUUGUGCCCUGUGAUGGGUUUGCACCCUGUACAUGGUGUCCCCUGCCCUGUGCCCCGAGUUCCCUGGGAUAGGCUCCAGGCUCCCCUGUGACCCUGUGUAGGAUAAGCGGUACAGAAAAUGGAUGGAUGGAUGGUUUCUAGAUGUGAAUCGCACAUUUCCAUGAGGCACAUGUCAAUAUGUAUCGUUACACCCCUACUAGCAAGUAAAAGUAAUGCGGUGUGAUUAGCUCACUUAUGCCACUAUUUGGCUUUUGCAGGUUUUGGGAAUUGUCUGUCUCUGGCCAAGAACCACCUACUUUCACAGGAAGAGUCAUUUGACUGACAUUAUGAACAACCAUUUACUUAACAGUCUUUUCAAGCUAGUGACUGUCUCUUCUACUGAAAUAUUUAUAAUUGUAAUUGUUUCACAAAUGCCUGUCUGUGUGUGUGUGUGUGUGUGUGUGUGUGUGUGUGUAAUACUUUGCUCCACUUCAUUCUUAUUAUGCUAUCAGUGAGACCUCCUGGUAUAAAGAAUUCCUCAACUCUAAAAUUUCAUCUUCACACUAUUGGUAGACAUUAGAUUUUAGCCUCCCAUCUAAUAUCAUGACCAGCCUUCCCUGGAAGUGAAGGGUUAAUAUACAGCAUUGGAUAAUGGUUUAUUAUUAUCCUAUUCCAGCCGGGGCCAGGUGGGUGCUGCCUCAUUUUUCAGAAGCAUGCACUGCAAACUGCUUACUGGCACUUCCUUAUUAGCGACAUUAGCAUUUCAGACUGCUGCAUUCCUUUAAGGCUACAUGUACAAGGAACUGUUCUUAGAUCAGCGGCUAAUGCAACUGACAGCAGAGAAAUUGGAUAGGGAUCCAUCGUUGCCUGGUUAAAUCCCCGUUUAUUAAACAGUGCUAUGUGAGGCCCACGGGUCCCAGCCCGAGACGAGGCAUGGAGGCAGGCAGAUAACAAACAGCGCUGCUCUGCUGCCUUUACCCUCUACAUUACUCCCACUCCAUUGCUCUCUCGCUCCGAGGCAAACGCAGGAAUGGAGGUGCGCACCAGAAUACAGCGGGGGAGUCAAGGGAUCUCGCACCCCAUUUUUUAAAUGUUCUAAACAGUGUCUUGAAAUAACGGUUGGUUUGUGUAGGGGGAUUAUAGCUGUGCUUUUUUUUAAGGCCUUGUAUGGCCUUGCGCUAAUUAGCUGAGCUGUUCCAGCUUUACACCACUGCGUAUACACACACACACACACACACACACACUCUUUGGCGCGCUGUUACUGCUUUCCUUAGGGGAAGGUCUUUCAGAGUCAUGCCACAACUCUCAAUCCUGCAGCCGCUUUCUCUGAACGUUCUUUUGGCUCUUAUAGUGCCCCAUUUCACUCACCACAUCAUCUUGUGACCUGUAUUUUAUUUGUUCUGGCUUGCUUCAUAAAAUAAAAUAUAAAUUAUUUUUUGUCUAGUCUUGAUUUACAUCUGCAGUCCUCCUGAUCUAAUUUAGUUUCUCAGUUGGUAGUGACUCAGUUGUAGAGAACAUGGUUGAGUACAGCGCUGCCAUAUUCAUGUCCUUUCAUUUGUUGUUCACUUAUUUGUCACACGCAGUUGUCUAAAAAGCUUUCCACUAGCGUCCAAAUACGGCUUCUUAUCUCAUUCAUUAACGUCAUGCAGGGACGGUAAAUGUCUAAAUCAAGCAGAAAGCAUUUCCUCCCCGUUUUGUAGACUUCUUGCCCUUCGGAACCGCUUUAUUAUGCCGUGCUGAAUUAUUUAUGGACAAGAAAGACACCCAACCGACCAACUGACUGAGGUGAUGAUGAUCCAAUCAUCCAAGUGUCUGCUAUUAAUGUGUUCUUUUCAGCUUUUCACUCAGGCUUUAUUGUUCUUUUUUUCAGUUGCAGUAAAAGCACUGGGCUUUGGGGAGAUGGGGGUCAAUUUUCUCUCUGCAUUUCCCCUGUAUGGGUUGCACUUAAGAGGACUGAUUAAAUGGAUUAUAAGAAAUGGAUCAUGAAGUGUUGCAGUAAUGGGAGGUUCACAUUCAGCAGUACAGUACAGAUCAGCAUGAAGAGUUCUCAGUGCAAGGCUGUUUCACUUCUAAUUUAUUUCCUGGUACAUUUGAGAGUGUUGCUGUCAAUGAGCUGAAACACACUGUGUAUCUCUCAGUCUUCUCUUUGGUGGUUACACACCUACCUUGUUUGCUGUGGACUAGUCAAACUUUUUCUUUAGUAAGGUUUAUUUUGCCAGAUUGAAACACUCUGUGUGUACAUGCUUGCUCAUCACACUGAACCAUGGUCCACCAAAAAUCAGGGGUCUCGCUCCUCAUCCAAGUGAACCAUCCUGGUUGGAACUUCCACAGCUCCCGGGUUCCCGGUUCGAUCCUGCACUCCUGAGGAGUUGCCCAUCUUUUCUCCAGUUUCCUCCCAACAACCAAAAACACUGACCAUGCAGGGGUUAAGUAGUUCCAAAAAUGAAUAAAUUUUCAGUAGCUGCUUUAUCCUGGUCAGAGUCGCAGUGGAUCCAGAGCGCGAGGUGGGAAUACACCCAGAAACCGCUGUACCCCAAUCUAGUGUUUCACCAGAGAAUGAUGCACAACAACUGUUCUGCAGUCUUGGUGUAAUCCAUUGUGCCAAUACCAAGAAAUAAAGACCACCUCUCCCUGUGGAACAAAAUGUAUUGAUGUCUAGAGCGCAUGUAGAUCAAUGCUUUAAAAGGCUUAAAUGCAUUUUGAAGAAAUAUUCAAUAACUUAAAUGAGCAAGUGGUUAUAUAAGUGCUUAUAAUACAGUAUGCUUACAAUAUAUACAAAGUGCAUGUAUAGUACUGUGCAGAAGUCUUAGGCACAUGCAAAGAAAUGCUGUAGAGCCUUCAAAAAUAAUGAAAUUAAAUGUUUCUACAUUUAAAAAAAUACUAUAAAGAGCAGUAAAUAGUAAAAAUUGAAACAAAAUCAAUAUUUGAUGUGACGACCUUUUGCCUUAAAAAAAGUAGUCUCAGGUACAAUUAGUGCAGUUUUAUAAGGAAAUGAGCUGUAAGUGUUACUGAGCAUCUUGCAGAAGCAGCCACAGUUCUUCUGGAGACUUCGACUGUCACACUCGCUCCUUAUUUUUGCAGCAAAACCCAGCAGCCUUCAUUAUGUUUUUGUCUAAAAAAGUGGUCUCUUAUGUAAUGUGCCGCUUUCUUUACUGACAUAUAAAUGUUCUUUUGUGUAACAUUUAAUUUUGUGCUGGAAAACUAAUGUUUGGAAAUCUAAAAUGUUUUUGUAGUGACUAGAUAAUGUAAAAGUCAUAAAAUAAAAAUCUAUAACAAACUUUGUACUAAAAAAAAAUAAUAAUAAUAGGGUGCCUAAGACAUUUGCACAGUACUUUACAUGUGUGUGUGUGUGUGUGUGUGUGUGUGUGUGCAUCAGAGAAAUUGGUUUGUUGAUUGAAGUGUAAUUUUGGCACAUGAGAGCUGGUAGGUGACAACUGUAAAUAAUUUUUUUAUUCUCUAAUAAAAUGCACUUGCAUGUGCUGUAGAGAUAAAACAACUUUGAACACCAGAAAGCGGUGUCUCUUAGAAAAAACUUCAUGACUUGUCAAAGAACACCCACACAUGCAAAUAAUUCGCUGCACUUUAAACUCAUUGCAGUGUGAAACCAGCCGAACCAAAUGAAAGAAAAACAAUGUCACAACCAGUCAAACUGUGGUGCGGGCUUUACCAAAAGCACUUGUGCAAACAGCUUGCACUGGAACUAAUAAUCAGGACUAAAAGGAACUGAACUUGUUGUUCAGGUUGUAAUUAAUAUUGCGAUAUUCUGAUCCUUGACAUUUUCACCAUAGUAGAUAUGUAUCAUGAUAUUUAGUUUUGGCUGAGGUUUGGACGAGAAGACUGAACAAGAAAGCCACAUUAUUAAAAACUAGAUAACUCAAAUGAGUUAUUUAAUUUAUUGUUUAUGCCAUAUGAAUUUCUUUAUUAAAAACAAGGAACAGAUUACAAAUAUUACAUUAACUAACUAUUAACUACUUGUUUCUGUGCAUAAUUUUGGAAAAUGUCAGUGUCAUCAAAGUACUUACUGUAUAAUGCUAACAAUACUCUCUGGAAAGAUCAUCACUGAAUAAUUUAUUGCAGUAUCCAUGUAUCCUAUAUGGCCAAAAGUAAGUGGAGUCCUGACCAUCACACCUGUAUGUGCUUGCUGAGCAACCCCUUGCUUUCUUUGGCUGUUAUAACAGCAUCCACUCCUCUGGGAAGGCUUCUCACUAGAUUUUGGAGUGUGUCUGUGGGGAUUAGUGUUCAUUCAGCUACAAGAGCAUUAGUGAGGUCAGGUACUGAUGUCAGGUGAGGUGGCCUCGGGCGCAGGCAGUGUUCCAGUUCAUCCCAAAGGUGUUCAGAGGGGUUGAGGUCAGGGCUCUGUGCAACACGCUUGAGUUCUUCCACUCCAACCGUGUCUUCAUGGACCUCACUUUGUGCAUUGGGGCAUUGUCAUGCUGGAACAUGUGUGGGCCUCUUAGUUCCAGUGAAGGAAAAUCCAUAAUUGUUAAAAAAAAAAAAAAAAAAAAAAAAAAAAAAAAAAAAAGAAAGUUUAAGGAGGCCCACAUAUGGAGGACAUGGUCAGGUGUCCACAUGCUGGUAGUUGUAUUGUGUAUCAUUAUAUUAUCUACCUAUAAUGUAAUGUCAGACAAACGUUAGAAAUUUUUACUAAUAAUAAGGUCUAGAUGCCAUAAUCUUCAUUUACUCAGCAUGAGAUGGUUACUAGAAUGUUCUAUAAGAUGUAUAAGAGCUCCCAGAAAAAAAAUGAGUCACAUCCAGCAAAAGAACUGCCUUAUUGUGCAAUUUCAAUAGUUUGCACACCUGGACAAAUGUUCACAACUUGGCAGUUUUUGGCCAGAAACUGAGGUUGCCUUUGUGCUGCAGUGUCAGAGUUGUCUCCAAGCAGAACACAGUAGACUCCAGGAUGACACUGAUGUCAACACUGAUGUUCCAGGAUGACAACUAUAGGGUGCACAGGGCCACAUAUGUGUGUGACUUGUCUGACGAGCAUGAUGAAAUAAGGAGACACUUUGACUGGCCUGCAAAAUCGCCAGACCGCAGUCUGUUAGAAAACUUAUUUGGAAGAGCAGGUGGAACACCAAAAUAGUCCCACCAGACUGAAUCUGAAAGACACCCAGGUGGUGGAAGAGUGGACUAAACUUGACAGGAAGACAUUUUCAAUGCACUGGUGGAAUCCUAACCUGUCAUGAUUGGUGCUGUCAUAUUUUUUUUCAAAAAGCGUGUGACUAAUGUAUUGUCCAAAAUUUUUUGCCUCUAUUGUGUUUGACCCAUUCCUCUUGUGUAGUUCAGAAGCAGAGGCGGUGAUGUGGAAGGAACACUGCAGCUGAAAUUCACAGCAGGAUACUGAGCAUCUCCAUACCCGCUGCAUUGCUUCGCUCUAAAAACCACACACACACACGCAUACACACACCAGUUAUGUUCCGUUUCUAUAUGGAAUGGACUCCAUGUGCCUUGCAGCAGUGUGUGCCAUGCUGGGAAACUAGUGUACCACUCAAAUGCUAUUAGUGUGUUCAAUCAAAGCAAAUGUGCCUCUUAAUCCACCACCAUGUGAUGCUGUUAGUCAUGAGAGCAGCUUCAGCAUCUUUCACAUAGGUCCCCAUUCCAAAAGCUUUGAAACUGAGCUUCAUAAUGUCUGCAUGAUAAUACCAAGAUCAUAAUGGAGGGUUUCUGCAUUUGCCAAGAAACACUACAAAAUGACAACAGAAAAGAAAAUUAUCACAUCCCAAAUCUGACAACACAAAAUAGAGGGAAAUUUUCUCACUGCAAAAACAUUUUUGCUGUUUUCUCACAACACAAAAGUUUUCUCCUAACAAAUGUUUUCUCACAACACAAAAGUUUUCUCCUAACAAAUGUUUUCUCACAACACAAAUGUUUUCUCUCAGUGGAAACGUUUUCUCUGGAAAAUAGGAAUUAUAAAAAAAAAUGGAACUGUUUUCUCACAAAAGAAAUGUGAAAGUGUUUUCUAACAGCACAAUUGUUUUCUCACAGAGGUAAUGUUUUCUCACAAAACAAAAAUAUCAUACAUUUACUCAGAAUUUCAAAAAGUUUUCUCACAACGAAACCGUUUUCUCACAACGAAACCGUUUUCUCACAACAAAAUGAAAGCCUUUAUUAUCAAUGUAUAUCUCUGUAUACAACAAAAUUAGGAACACAAACAAAACACCAAACAGAACAGCAAAGAGCCGCUGCGUCCAUGCGCGCCGCCAUCUUGCCAUCAGACCGUUUUCUCACAACGAAACCGUUUUCUCACGAUGGAAACUUUUUCUCACAACAAAACCGUUUUCUCACAAUGGAAACUUUUUUUCACAAUAGAUCCAUGUUCUCACAAUGGAAAUGGUUUCUUACAGUGAAAACAUUUUUUUUUUCACAACGGAAAGUUUUCUCACAAUGGAAUUGCCUUCUCACAACACCUUGUCUCCCAAGGCAAAUAUUUUUAAAUAUAAAACAGAAGUGUUUUCUCACAGCAUUUAUAGAAGGUGGCCAUCCUGUUUCUACUGCUGUAGAGCACAACUCCAAAGGCAACUGAUGUAUUUCUCUUAAAAACAUAAACAAAGCAGCAAAUCCAGAUGUGAGAUUAACAGGCAGUCAAGAGCUUUUUUUUUUUUUUUAAUUCAUACUGCAUCAGAGAAGCACAGAGCCUAAAUGAUGAGCUUUAUUCAGUAAACAUAUUGUGCAAAUGUCCAUAUUGAGCCGCCAGGAUAUUGAUAACAUGCAUUACCUUUGUACAAGAUUAAAUAAAGUUUGUGUAAGCUUAUUGUGCGUGUGAUCGCUUUCCGCGUGGAUAGUUUGAAAGGCACCUUGAUUAACAGCAGUGAUGCAUUAACAGCAAAACGCCCUGCAUUUAAACACAUUUAAAAUAAAUGAUGACAUUUCUAAAGCUCUAACUUAUUUUUAUGAAUAAUUAAUGAACAAAUUUUAAUUAAUCUUAAAUGAACAAUUUAAACAGAAUAAAACAUGAGUAUUAAAACGUAGCUGUACACACACAAACCAAAGCCAAUACAAAUAUACAAACUCACUCAGUAGAACAAGGUUGGAGGUGAUGAGGUGAGAUGAUACAAGUCAGCUUCUUAGGUUUAAAUAGUGACACAAACAGCACCGUAUAGCGUAGAGUAUAGAGCAGUGUAUGGUGUAUAGAGCAGCACCGAGAGAAUAGCCUAGAGUAUAGUGUAUAGCACAGCACAUAGAGAAUAGCGUAGAGUAUAGAGCAGUGUAUGGUGUAUAGAGCAGCACCGAGAGAAUAGCGUAGAGUAUAGUGUAUAGCGCAGCACAUAGAGAAUAGCGUAGAGUAUAGAGCAGUGUAUGGUGUAUAGAGCAGCACCGAGAGAAUAGCCUAGAGUAUAGAGCAGUAUAUGGUAUAUAGAGCAGCACCGAGAGAAUAACGUAGAGUAUAGUGUAUAGCGCAGCACAUAGAGAAUAGCGUAGAGUAAAGAGCAGUGUAUGGUAUAUAGAGCAGCACCGAGAGAAUAGCGUAGAGAAUAGCGUAGAGUAUAGAGCAGUGUAUGGUGUAUAGAGCAGCACCGAGAGAAUAGCGUAGAGUAUAGAGCAGUGUAUGGUAUAUAGAGCAGCACCGAGAGAAUAGCGUAGAGUAUAGUGUAUAGCACAGCACAUAGAGAAUAGCGUAGAGUAUAGAGCAGUGUAUGGUGUAUAGAGCAGCAGCGAGAGAAUAGCGUAGAGUAUAGUGUAUAGCGCAGCACAUAGAGAAAAGCGUAGAGUAUAGAGCAGUGUAUGGUGUAUAGAGCAGCACCGAGAGAAUAGCGUAGAGUAUAGAGCAGUGUAUGGUAUAUAGAGCAGCACCGAGAGAAUAGCGUAGAGUAUAGUGUAUAGCGCAGCACAUAGAGAAUAGCGUAGAGUAUAGAGCAGUGUAUGGUGUAUAGAGCAGCACCGAGAGAAUAGCGUAGAGAAUAGAGCAGUGUAUGGUAUAUAGAGCCGCACCGAGAGAAUAGCGUAGAUUAUAGUGUAUAGCGCAGCACAUAGAGAAUAGCGUAGAGUAUAGAGCAGUGUAUGGUGUAUAGAGCAGCACCGAGAGAAUAGCGUAGAGUAUAGAGCAGUGUAUGGUAUAUAGAGCCGCA